Knipowitschia caucasica is the source of this 1002-nucleotide messenger RNA. Lineage: Eukaryota; Metazoa; Chordata; Actinopteri; Gobiiformes; Gobiidae. The record is from the annotation of a GenBank genome assembly.
AUGUCCACAGACGAGGCCUCAGAGUGGGUCACUGCCAUCGGGGAGGACUCGGUGACGUUCUGGAAGGCGGUGAAGGAGGCGGGGCUUCUGGACGAGGUAGUCCAGGACUUUGAGACUGAGCUGCAGGACGUCCUGAAGGGUCUGGAGGAGCGAGCUGGGGACCCACCACUGCAGGUCAAAGAUGCGGUGCUGCUGAACAACAUCGUGCAGAACUUUGGGAUGUUGGAUCUGGUGAAGAAGGUUCUGGCGAGUCACAAGAGCCAGAUGGACCGAUACCGAGAGCAGUACUCCAGAAGCCUGGCAGCUCUGGAGCAGCAGUGUGAUGAACACAGACAAAGAGCCAAAGAGCUGAAGAGCCGCUCUCAGCACCUGAACAAUGUGCUAAUGACUCUGACCCCGGUGCCGUGUCCUGCCCCCGCCAAGCGCCCGCGCCUCACCCGCGCCGUGUCGGGCCCCGCGGCCGUGGGUACCGUGGGUACCAUGGGCACUGUGGGUUCCAUGGGCACUGUGGGUACCAUGGGCACCGUGAGCACCAUGGGUACCCUGCCUCUGGGACAGGUCCUCACUGUGUCCGGGCCCCAGGGGGGCUCCUACACUCUGCUGGCCUCUCCCCUGAACCCUGAGAUCCCAGACACCUCCAACCUGACCUCGGGCCUCACCUCGGGCCUCACCUCGGGCCUCACCUCGGGCCUCACCUCGGGCCUCACCUCGGGCCUCACUGUGCUGCCAGAGGGGCUGGUGAAGGUGCUGGGGCCGCAGAUACAGCUGCUCACUCUGCCCACGGGAGCCACUAUCCAGCAGGGGGCGCUGCAGGAGGCCAUUCUCCAGCAGGGGGCGCUGCAGGAGGCCACUCUCCAGCAGGGGGCGCUGCAGGAGGCCACAGUCCAGGGCCUGUGUGACGGGUCUGCUGUGGGGAACGAAGACCUGCCCCAGGGAGCCCUGGAUCCAGAUGGGCCCUCAGAGGAGGCCCCUGCAGAAGGACAGGACCUGACCUCAGACUGA